This is a messenger RNA of Oxyura jamaicensis (ruddy duck), 2872 nucleotides long. It is a transcript of the gene ALG9, whose product is annotated as ALG9 alpha-1,2-mannosyltransferase. Bases 95 to 1912 code for a protein of 605 amino acids. Lineage: Eukaryota; Metazoa; Chordata; Aves; Anseriformes; Anatidae. Gene Ontology annotation, biological process: protein N-linked glycosylation. The record is from RefSeq and is a predicted model, not a curated record. The transcript has 15 exons. Gene Ontology annotation, cellular component: endoplasmic reticulum membrane. Gene Ontology annotation, molecular function: alpha-1,2-mannosyltransferase activity.
UGCCCGCACCCGGCAUGGCGGCCGGCGGCUUCGGCGCCGCUCCCGUCUCGUCCGCUGGAGGCAGGGAGCGGGCUGCCGGCUGCCCGCACUCGGCAUGGCGGUCAAAGGGGCCCGGCAGCGGCCGCGGGCAGGAGGAGGAGGAGGAGGAGGAGGAGGAGGCGGCGAGGCGGGCCGGCCGCGCUCGGAGGCGGAGGAGGCUCGCCUGGAGCCAUCUGGGAGCAAAGCAGGGCAAGUGUGGGCCCCUGAAGGAUCAACAGCAUUCAAGUGUCUCAUCUCAGCCAGGUUCUGUGCAGCUCUCCUGAGCAACAUCUCGGAUUGCGAUGAGACGUUUAACUACUGGGAACCAACACACUACCUCGUUUAUGGGAAGGGGUUUCAGACGUGGGAAUACUCUCCAGCCUAUGCCAUCCGCUCGUAUGCUUACCUGUGGCUUCAUGCCUUACCAGCGCUGUUCCAUGCUAGAGUUCUACAAACUAAUAAGGUUCUGAUCUUCUAUUUCCUCCGAUGCUUCCUGGCGUUCCUGAGCUGUGUUUGUGAACUUUACUUCUAUAAGGCUGUGUGCAAGAAGUUUGGGCUACAUGUGAGCCGGCUGAUGUUGGCCUUCUUAGUUCUCAGCACUGGGAUGUUCUGCUCAUCUGCAGCCUUCCUCCCCAGCAGCUUCUGCAUGUACACCACAGUGAUUGCCAUGACUGGCUGGUACAUGGACAAGACCUCUGUCGCAGUGCUGGGCAUAGCUGCUGGAGCCCUUGUGGGCUGGCCCUUCAGCGCAGCGCUUGGGCUUCCCAUUGCCUUUGACUUGUUAAUACUGAAGCAGAGGUGGAAAAGCUUCUUAAACUGGUGUGUGGUGUCGUUGAUCCUGUUUUUGGUGCCCCUGGUAGUUGUGGACAGCUAUCACUACGGGAAGCUGGUAGUUGCACCUCUCAACAUUGUUUUGUACAAUGUCUUCACCUCUCACGGACCUGAUCUCUACGGUACUGAACCCUGGUCCUUCUAUUUCAUCAAUGGCUUUCUGAAUUUCAACGUGGCAUUUAUUUUGGCGCUGCUGGUGCUACCACUGACUUAUCUCAUGGAGUGCCUGCUUCAGAAAUUUCAUGUCCAGAAUCUGGGCCGUCCCUACUGGCUGACGCUAGCUCCUAUGUACAUCUGGAUCGGCAUUUUCUUCAGUCAGCCCCACAAAGAAGAGAGGUUUCUCUUUCCCAUCUAUCCCCUCAUAUGUCUCUGCAGUGCUGUAGCUCUGUCUGCUCUUCAGAAGUGUUACCACUUCGUAUUCCAGCGCUACCGCCUGGAACACUACACGGUCUCCUCCAACUGGUUGGCUCUGGGGACUGUUUUUCUCUUUGGCCUUUUGUCACUGUCACGCUCAGUUGCCUUAUUCAGAGGCUACCAUGGGCCUCUGGACCUGUACCCAGAAUUUCACAGGAUUGCUACAGACCCGAGUAUUCACACCGUGCCAGAGGGGAGACCAGUUAACGUCUGCGUGGGAAAGGAAUGGCACAGAUUUCCAAGCAGCUUUCUCUUGCCAGAAAAUUGGCAGCUCCAGUUUAUCCUGUCCGAGUUCAGGGGCCAGUUACCAAAACCCUUUGCCAAGGGACCAAUGGCCACACGGAUCAUUCCCACUGACAUGAACGACCAGAACAAGGAAGAGCCGUCUCGAUACAUUGACAUUUCCAAAUGCCACUACCUGGUGGACUUGGACACAGUAGCUGAAACCCCAAGGGAGCCGAGGUAUUCCUUGAACAAAGAAGAGUGGGUGACCAUUGCCUACAAGCCAUUCCUAGAUGCUUCCAGGUCCUCAAAGCUGCUGCGUGCAUUCUACAUUCCUCUCCUCUCAGAAAGGUACACACGGUACGCCAACUACACGAUUCUGAAAUCCCGGAGGUCGAAGCAAACGAGGAAAAAAAUGGGAGGCUAGGAGCACACCUGGGUAACAAAACCAAAAGCAUGUGCUGACGCUCUUGGACAGCUACCUAAGCAUUCUUCAGUUUCUUUUCUGAAAGAUUGCGCUUGUAAGGUUCACUAAUAAAGAUUUCCCACGAAGUGAUUUUGCUCUGCAAGCUUCCAGCUGUAAGAAGGGUGCAUCAUCUGCUUUCAGUUCUCAGUGUCAGGUCUCUGCUCUGCCUACACAGAACGGUUCAGAACCAGUCUGAAAAUCCAGCAGCCACCUACAGACAUAUUAUCUGUGCUACUCCCUGUAUUAUUAUCUGUUACACCAGAGAAGAGAAAGAUGGAAAAUAAAAAGGAAUGACGGUGUGAGGUUCUGCUCCGGGUUGCAAUCUGGCAUUGGGAAAAUCUGGCUCUGCUCCCUCUCUGUUUCUCUAGUCCGUGGCUGUUUAAGUACUGCUCUGCUCGCUUUCUCCCAGGGAUUUUUUUUUUCCGACAGCAGAUCUUUUAAAAAAAAUUGUUUGGAACAAAAAGGAAGGAAGAAAACACUUGAAAGACGCUUAACUGUGAAACGCACUGAGUCUUGAGGAAUGAAGUAGUCUGUGCCAUGGAGCAGCAGUGGGAAGUUGCUCUGUCCAGGGGAUCCUUUGAAGAAAAAACUUGUGCUUUUGGGGAAAAAAAGCCACCACAAACUUGGGAAUUGAGCUCAUUGUCUGUUUUAAUGGGACUGGGAUGUCUUUGUUAUAUCUGAUGCUAUGAAACACAGCGUGUUUGUUUGUUAUUUAUCAUUUUUUAAAGAUACCUAUAACAUGCUUUCAGUUCUACAUCUUAAAAUCUCUGGGAACAGGCAGAGAAGAGGAGAAAGGUUGGUUUUAUUUUUUGCAAUCCUGUUUCCUAAAGCUACCAAGUGUUUGCGUGUUUGUUCCAUUGGUCCAAUAUGCUUCGGAGGAAUGCUGCGUGUAAUUACAUCUUCAUUUUAAAAACAGUGUAA